AUGGACUCCAGCUCUCACAAACGCUAUCAUCUUCAUGAAUGGGAUACAAAAGAUUUCUUUAAUACUUAUUUUUCUGGAAGAUCUGAAAAGAAUAUCUUUGAUGAUGCUGUAAAAUUUCCAAUUGAACAACUUUACAAGGUGGCAGGUCUAGGUAUGUUUAAUGCUUGUUACCUUAAUACUGUUUACAUGUAAUAAUACUUGACAUUCUCACUUUCUUACAUUUUUGUCCACCUACAACUCACAUGGCAGCUGUCUAGCAUGUAUAGAUACAACUUUAUCAUAUGUGGUAAAUACAAUUAUAUAUGUUCAUGUUCCAAAAGGCUGUCAUAGAUGUGUUCUUAAUUUAAUCUUCUAUCUACAAUUUUAUAUUAGUUUGGGAUUUCUCAUUAAAUAUUAAAAACUAUGGCAAUUUUUAUAUAUACAAGUGGUUCUGGCUAAAAUAUAUAUCUGUUAAUUUUUGACUGGUUUUAAGCUUUUUAUAUCUUAGAUUUUUUAGUAUAGUUUUCUUUGAAUUUAUUUUCAGAAAUUAAAUUUUGAAGUAAACAAUAUUGCUACACUAAAAAUGUAUAUGGGUAAUAUAUCAUGGGAUUACAUGUCACAUAGUUACAUAGUUACAUAGUUACAUAGCUGAAAAGAGACUUGCGUCCAUCAAGUUCAGCCUACCUCACAUUUGUUUUUGAUCCAAAAGAAGGCAAAAAACCCCAGUUUGAAGCACAAUUUUGCAACAAGCUAGGAAAAAAAAUCCUUCUUGACCCCAGAAUGGCAGUCAGAUUUAUCCUUGGAUCAAGCAGUUAUUACCCUACAUUGGAAGAUUAUAUCCUUGAAUAUUCUGUUUUUGCAAGUAUGCAUCUAGUAGUUGUUUGAACAUCUGUAUGGACUCUGAUAAAACUACUUCUUCAGGCUGAGAAUUACACAUCCGGAUUGUUCUUACAGUAAAAAACCCUUUCCUUUGCCUUAGACGAAAUCUUCUUUCUUCCAGUCUAAACGCAUGGCCUCGUGUCCUAUGUAAAUGUUAUGUUUGAAACAAGGAUAUAAUCAUGAAGUGCAUGAAAUUAUGCAGAAAGUUCAUAUAAAUGGGUGUUUAUGAUAUUUUUUAGGAUUAAAAAGGUGAUAAAACCAAUUCUUUAUGCCACAGCUUCACCCUCAGAUAUUUCAAAUCAGUUACUUUACUACAGAACUACAUGAUCCAACAGAUAUUGUUGGUGUGGAUUUUGGCUUGAGUAGUGAGAUGUCCAGAUGACUAUUUUGAGUCUGUGGUGGAAUUUGAUUUUAGUAUAUGAAAUAAUUAAUAAUCCUCUUUAAUAUUUAAUGUGUAUUAAAAAAUGUCAUCUCUAUCAAUUUAAUUCAGGUGAAAAUCAGAUUAUGACCAAAAAAAAGCAAUUUUGGAUGGCUGUUUGCUUUGCUUGUUUACUAUUUGAACUUGUAUAUUUUUCUCCGCAGGUCAAAUUACAGGAGACUGUUUACUUGAUAUUUCUGCUGGCCCUGUCAUUCACCAUCUGUUGCCCAUUUUUGAGUCUUUCAAAAGAAUAACUAUUUUAGAAUUUAGUGAUCUCUGUGUGAAUGAACUGGAGAAGUGGAAGAGUAAAGAGUCAGAUUUUCUUGACUGGACCCAUGCCUUAUCGAUUAUGGCCGAAUUGCAAGGUACAAGGUAA
Pelobates cultripes (western spadefoot toad) is the source of this 1652-nucleotide messenger RNA. Lineage: Eukaryota; Metazoa; Chordata; Amphibia; Anura; Pelobatidae. The record is from the annotation of a GenBank genome assembly.